Messenger RNA from Rotaria sp. Silwood1, 1419 nucleotides. Lineage: Eukaryota; Metazoa; Rotifera; Eurotatoria; Philodinida; Philodinidae. The record is from the annotation of a GenBank genome assembly.
AUGUCAAGUGGACGAGAUGAGUCAGUUACGGUUUUUUUGGGAGAUUUAUCACGUGAUGCAACAAAAGAAGAUGUUGAAAAAACAUUUAGUUAUUAUGGAAAAUUAAGAAAUGUUUGGCUUUCGCGAAGUCCAUGGGGUUAUGGUUUUAUUGAUUUUGAAGAUCAACGUGAUGCAGCUGAUGCUGUUAAAGCUCUUGAUGGAAAAAUGAUUUGUGGUUCACGUGUUCGUGUUGAAUUUUCACAUGGUCGUGGUCGAUCAAAUAGAGGAGGACGUAGUCGUCGAAGAUCGGGCAGUCGAUCACCUCGUACCAGAAAACCUUUUAGUCCGCAUGAUAUUUGUUACGAAUGUGGAGAUCGUGGUCAUUAUGCAUAUGAUUGUGAAAUUCGAUUAAGACGACAACGUCGUAUGAGGUCAACAUCAAGAAGUCGUAGUCCAAGACGAAAAGGAGGAGAUGGACAUACAUCACGACGUAAAGAACGAAGUCGUAGUCGUUCUGAAAGUAGUCGAUCAGGUAGUGGUCGAGGUCAUUCGAAUAGUCGUUCACGUUCUCAUUCACGAUCAUAUUCACGUUCACGAUCGAAUAGUUCAUCUCAAUCAGAAGAACGACGAUCACAUUCAAGAACACGAUCUCGAUCUCUAAUCGGUCAAGCAGAUGAUCCCAAUUGUGCUAAGUGUGACAGUCGUGCAGUAUGCAUACGUUUAUCGAAUGAGAGUGGUGUCAGCUGCGUAUGUCUUCCUGGUUUUGCUCUUUCUUCAUCAACUGGACGUUGUGUGCUUCAAGAAAUACCACAGAAUGGCAUCUGCGACAGCCGUUAUGAAUGCCUUAAUGGAGGUUAUUGUUCAAAUGUAACAAGUAAAUGUGUAUGUUUACCAGGUUAUGGAGGUCUUAUGUGUGAAUUAGAUAUAAAUGAAUGUGCUGGAAAUGAUCGAAUUUGUGGAUCAUUUACAUGUAUUAAUUUACCAGGAGAUUAUAGAUGUGAUUGUGAUUUUUUUCAUUCAGGAAAACGAUGUCAAAAUAUUAGUGGUAUUGGUUUAUUUGUAUUGAUUAUUUCAUCAAUUGUAGUAAUUUUAAUUAUUGGUUUUCUUAUUUUAUUUGCUAUUCGAACAUUUAUUACUUAUCAUUUAUCAAGACGAGUUUCAAGAGAACAUGAACUUCAACUUCAAAAUCCUUGCAUGGCAACAUUAACUACCGGUGGUAUGAUGGGAGAUGAUCCAUUAGGAAAUAGUUCAUCAUUUAUUCGUCCAAUAGGUCAUAGAAUUUAUGUACCAAUGGAAACAAGUUUUGUUAAUGCAACUCGUGUUCAAGCAAGUUUAGAUGAUGAUGAUAAAAGACAGAUUCCACCACCACCACCACCAUUACCACCAAAAUAUGAAUCUUCAAAUUUUGAUCAAUCUAUAAAGAAUAUAAUGUCUACUUAA